GUCACAGGCAAGAAGAGUUGUGAUCACAGGAUUGGGUAUGGUUUCGCCUCUUGGGGUUGGGGUCAAGAGAAACUGGGCAAGGCUAUUGGCUGGUGAAAGCGGCAUUGUUUCAACAAAGACACUGAACAACCCAGAAUACGACCUCAUCCCUUCAAAAGUUGUCGGUGCUGUGCCGAAGGGGAGCAUAUCAGAAGGAAAAUGGAAUCCAGACGACCAUUUGCCACCAUCGCUCUCCAGAAGGUAUGCAUUACUUACCCAAUAUGCAAUUGUCGCUGCGAAAGAGGCGCUCCUAGAUGCUCAAUGGGAACCAAAGACUGAUGACGAGCAGGCAAGCACUGGUGUUUGUAUAGGGACUGGCAUUGGAGCUUUUGGAGAAGUUUAUGAACAGUCCAUGAUCUACCACGAAGGCGGCUACAGAAAAGUUCAACCGCUCUUUGUUCCAAAGGCAUUGCCAAGCAUGGCUUCUGGUGUUGUUUCAAUGACAUAUGGACUCAAAGGUCCAAACCAUACCGUCAGUACAGCGUGUGCUACAGGUAAUCAUGCCAUUGGUGAUGCGUAUCGCUUUAUCAAGGAUGACUACGCCCAAGUGAUGGUUGCAGGAGCCACGGAAACAGGUGUCGUUCCACUGGCGCUUGCUGGUUUCUCUAGGGCAAAGUCACUCUCUACAAAGUCGAACGAUGAGCCUGAAAAGGCCUCUAGACCAUUCGACAAGAAUCGUGACGGCUUUGUGCUCAGUGAAGGAUGUGGUGUUUUAGUCUUGGAAGAAUUGGAACAUGCCAAACAAAGAGGUGCGCAGAUAUACGCUGAAGUUGUUGGAUACGGUCUCUCCGGUGAUGGUUAUCACAUGACUGCGCCAGAUCCCCAUGGAAGCGGUGCUAUUAGAGCCAUGAAGCUUGCACUGAGAGAUCAUACAACCAAUGACAUUGACUAUGUCAAUGCACAUGCCACAUCAACUGCUAUGGGUGACUCUAUCGAGGCACGCGCAUUACAAGUCAUGCUGAAGGACAACAACCAUUUCCAUAUAUCCUCUACAAAGGGGUCUACAGGACAUCUCCUUGGAGCAGCCGGCGCUGUGGAGGGGAUAUUCACCACACUGGCAGUACAUGACCAGGUCUGUCCUCCAACGUUGAACCUGGAGGAUCCUGAUGUCGACUCUGAUGGCCGUGCCUUCCAGUUGAACUUUGUUGGACCAAAGCCUGUUGAAAAAGAGAUCAACUACGCACUGUCAAACAGUUUCGGGUUUGGUGGAAUCAACACCUCUGUACUCUUCAAGAGAUUUGAACAGUAAAGAAUAUGUAUAUAGUAAAGAGAUCGUUCACUCAGUAGUAUAAAUAUACGCGGUCUAUAUAAAAAAUGGAAUGAUGGACCAUUUGGGUACUUUCCCUUCUUC
Messenger RNA from Williopsis jadinii, 1390 nucleotides. RefSeq names its product fatty acid synthase CEM1 (gene CEM1). The record is from RefSeq and is a predicted model, not a curated record. NCBI's taxonomy places the organism in Eukaryota, Fungi, Ascomycota, Saccharomycetes, Phaffomycetales, Wickerhamomycetaceae. The coding region runs from base 38 to 1288 and encodes 416 amino acids. Gene Ontology annotation, molecular function: 3-oxoacyl-[acyl-carrier-protein] synthase activity. The transcript has a single exon. Gene Ontology annotation, biological process: fatty acid biosynthetic process.